Sardina pilchardus (European sardine) is the source of this 1789-nucleotide messenger RNA. RefSeq names its product cyclin-dependent kinase 9 (CDC2-related kinase) (gene cdk9). NCBI's taxonomy places the organism in Eukaryota, Metazoa, Chordata, Actinopteri, Clupeiformes, Clupeidae. Gene Ontology annotation, biological process: positive regulation of transcription elongation by RNA polymerase II; protein phosphorylation. The transcript has 8 exons. The record is from RefSeq and is a predicted model, not a curated record. The coding region runs from base 33 to 1214 and encodes 393 amino acids. Gene Ontology annotation, molecular function: cyclin binding; RNA polymerase II CTD heptapeptide repeat kinase activity; ATP binding. Gene Ontology annotation, cellular component: nucleus; cyclin/CDK positive transcription elongation factor complex.
GUGAACAGUGCUGGACGAAGAAAUCAACAAGGAUGCAGCGAGAAAAAACCGGAAACUCCGGCAGCGGCGAUAAGCCCGAGCGGGAUGUCGCCAUCAUGUCCAAAUACUACGAUGGGGUCGAAUUUCCCUUCUGUGACGAGUUUUCAAAAUAUGAAAAGCUCGCAAAGAUCGGCCAGGGCACGUUUGGGGAGGUGUUCAAAGCCAAACAUAGACAGACUGGAAAAAAGGUGGCCUUGAAAAAAGUGCUCAUGGAGAAUGAGAAAGAAGGGUUCCCCAUCACUGCUCUUCGAGAAAUCAAGAUCCUACAGCUCCUUAAACACGAGAAUGUGGUGAACUUGAUUGAGAUCUGCCGAACAAAAGCCACUCAGUUCAACCGAUACAAGGGCAGCAUCUACUUGGUAUUUGACUUCUGUGAGCACGACCUGGCCGGCUUGCUCAGCAACGCUAAUGUGAAGUUCACCCUCGCCGAGAUCAAGAAAGUGAUGCAGAUGUUGCUGAAUGGACUUUACUACAUCCACAGAAACAAGAUCCUGCACCGGGACAUGAAGGCGGCCAAUGUGCUCAUCACACGAGACGGUGUCCUUAAGCUGGCAGAUUUUGGCCUGGCCAGAGCCUUCAGCUUAGCCAAGAACAGCCAGGGCAACCGCUAUACCAACCGAGUGGUCACCCUGUGGUACCGGCCGCCUGAGCUACUUUUGGGGGAGCGAGACUACGGCCCCCCCAUUGACCUGUGGGGUGCUGGGUGCAUCAUGGCGGAGAUGUGGACCAGGAGCCCCAUCAUGCAGGGCAACACGGAGCAGCACCAGCUCACGCUCAUAAGCCAGCUGUGCGGAUCCAUCACGCCAGAGGUCUGGCCGGGUGUGGAUAAGAAAUAUGAGCUGUAUCAGAAGAUGGAGCUGCCCAAGGGACAGAAGAGGAAGGUGAAGGACCGACUGAAGUUCUACGUCAAAGACCCCUACGCUCUGGAUCUUAUAGACAAACUCCUCGUCCUCGACCCCAAUACGCGAGUAGACAGCGACGACGCCCUCAAUCACGACUUCUUCUGGUCCGACCCCAUGCCCUCUGACCUCAAGAACAUGCUCUCUACGCACAACACGUCCAUGUUCGAGUACCUGGCCCCGCCCCGGAGAAGAAGCCACAUGCCCCAGCAGCCGGCCAAUCAAAACAGAAACCCCACGACUACAAGUCAGACAGAGUUUGAUCGGGUCUUCUGAUUGGUCGUCUGGCACUUAUAACGUACUGCUAUCCCUGAAGAAAAUCUCCACACUGUUGUGUUCCAGUUGGUUCCAACUGGGUGCAUCCUAGACAAAACCUCAAAGACAAAAAAAUGUGAGCCCUUUAUGUUUUUCCUCGCAUUUAACUUGACCCAUGUUGGUUCAGUGGGUGUAAGAUAUGUAUUUUUCUGUGGGCCGCCGGGACCCUUCCUGACCCAGAGAGAGGUCUGUCGUAAAUGUGUUUGAAGAUCUCUGGACAUGGUGACUCUUGGAACGAAUGAGCCCAAUAAGAGGCUUGCAGUCUACUCGGGAGGAGAGACCACAGGUGCAAAGUGUACAGUGGCAGGGUGCUACAGAAACAUUAUGUGACUAACCUAGCAGUGCUAAAGUCACAGGCCGUUGUGGUCUAGUCAAAACUUACAUUGCUUGUUGUUGUUUUUUUAUUUUGUGUAUGUUUCUUUUGUGUUUAUUUUUAUAUUGCUUUUAAAAUGAAGAUCAGAGUUGUUCUGGGUUUGUUUCUAUGUGUAUUUGGUACUUCUGAGUAUAGUACACAACAAUAAACCUCCAGAUACAAA